CGGAAAAAAAAACCUCCCCUUCCAGCCUACAACCCAUUCGUGCUCCUCGUUCCGAUGCCAACUUUGGUUAUCAGAAAUGGAACAGUAAAUAGGGUGGUUAAACGUACAUAGCCUUCGCCUCUGUUUCCAUCUUCGACCGCCUCCCCAUUGUCGCCCCCGUCAAUUAGGCUAUCAACGACUCUCGUUCGUGAGAUCCGAGUUUUCUUUCAACAUUGGCCACCAGGGUGACGCAAUUACCGAAAUCCUUUUUCUCCAAACACCUCCCCCCACCACCAACAUCAGGAAUUGAAUUCUGCUAAAUUUCCUCCACCAUCUGUGAAACAUCCUAGAGUAUUGAACGGCGCUGUUUGGUUCUUUAGGUUCGAGUGGAAAUGUCUUCAUCCUCUUACCCACGAAGAGGUUUUACUAUGCCGGGGGUGCCACUUCCCUUAGAGGAUACUUUGCAACGGGAACCCGACGAAGAAACGGGAUUGCUACAACCUCAUGGCCCCCGUAAUGCUCAAUCAGACUACAUACUCACCUCUAGGUCCCCGCCAUCCCCACCGACUCUUCUGGGGAAGCAAAAUUCUCGCUCUUUCUUUCACAGUUCGUAUCAUAGCCACCACUUGCACGACCCUGACAAAGUCACAUGGCCACAAUAUACUUCCUCCUUGGGAGUUCGGGAUCAAACGGCCGAGUUGGCAACAUUAGCGCUGUCGGAUGCCGGCUCGGUGCGCGGUAGCCCGCCGCCUCGACCCCUGUCGUCUUCAUACCCCGAUAUCGGGCUCAGCCCUACAGUGGAAGGGAGUUUGAAUAGAACCAGAGUGAUAGUUGAGGUGGCAGAACCCCCAUCUGAGAGCGAAACCCCAACCAGUAUCCCCGGGAAGUCCUACUUAACACACCUCCUACGAAACUCACCACCAGAGACAGAUUCAGAAUCGGAGACGGACGCGGAGGCACAGCAGGGUCUCCACGCCACGGAUUAUAACCCACAUAGCCCGGUUGUAGAUGAUCUGCCGGCACCAAAUAAUACGGGUGGGCCACCGUCAACUCCGAAGGUACACCCUUCGGGGGAUGGCACGAGAUUAUAUGACGCCAUUCAGCAGCCUAACGGUGAGGCUGUCUCUCACCGUGGUUAUGGUGCGGUGCCUGGAGUGAAGGCUAUCAGAGUCAUAACAUGGCCGACUGAGAAAGGACUGAAUGCCAUGAAGAGUAUGUUGCACAGACGGAAGAUGUGGAGAAAACAGGAGAUCUGGGAAAACGUGGUGGCCAAACCAGUAGGAUGUCUUCCUGCUGUUCUAUUGGGACUGCUGUUGAACGUGCUGGAUGGGCUAUCUUAUGGAAUGAUUCUGUUUCCCCUUGGACAGAGUAUUUUCAGUGACCUUGGCCCUGAUGGCUUAUCAAUAUUUUACGUGAGCUGUAUUGUAUCGCAGUUGGUUUACUCAUGUGGUGGUAGUAUCUUCAAGGGUGGGAUUGGUUCCGAAAUGAUUGAAGUUGUUCCAUUCUUCCACAAGAUGGCCUUUACGAUUCUCAAUCAGGUUGGGGAAGAUAGACCCAAGGCAGUUAUAGCAACAACUAUAUUAUCUUAUUCUCUCAGCUCAAUUCUCACUGGCGCCGUAUUCUUUGCACUUGGAUAUCUUAAACUUGGCUCCCUCACCGGAUUCUUUCCUCGCCACAUUCUAGUUGGGUGUAUAGGUGGUGUAGGAUGGUUUCUCGUUGCGACCGGCCUCGAAGUAUCAGCCAGAUUGGAUGGUAACCUCAACUACAAUUUGGAGGUUCUUCAACUUCUAGUUAAACCUGCGACCCUGGUGCUCUGGACAGUUCCUUUAUUUCUCGCAAUAAUACUAAUCAUUAUUCAACGUUUCAUCAAGCAUCCUUUAAUUGUCCCGCUGUAUUUUCUAAGUAUACCUGCAGUGUUCUAUCUUGUAGUGUUAGCCGUCCCCAACCUUAAUAUUGCCUCCCUGCGAGAUCAAGGCUGGGUUUUUGAGCUUCCACAAGCCGGCGUACCUUUUUAUCAUUUUUAUACAUUAUAUGGCCAUGAGGUCAAUUGGAAGGCACUCGCCAGCACUGUGCCGGCAAUGUUUGCUUUGACAUUCUUUGGAAUCCUUCAUGUGCCGAUAAACGUUCCAGCAUUAGGAGUUUCCACUGGGGAGGAUAACGUUGACGUUAACCGCGAGCUUGUUGCACAUGGAAUUUCAAAUGCAAUGUCGGGUUUCGCUGGCAGUAUUCAAAAUUACCUUGUCUAUACCAACAGUAUUUUGUUUAUUCGGAGCGGAGGUGACAGUCGACUGGCUGGAAUCAUGCUUGCUAUUGGCACUUUUGGUAUUAUGGCUAUUGGUCCCACCAUAAUCGGAUAUAUUCCAGUUUUGGUUGUUGGCGCACUGAUAUUCUUACUCGGAAUUGAGCUUCUGCGUGAAGCACUCUAUGACACAUGGGGCAAGCUUUCUAGGCUCGAAUAUCUAACGAUUUGUACAAUCGUUGUUACCAUGGGAGCAUGGGACUUUGUGAUUGGUAUCCUAAUUGGCAUAGUUCUAGCCUGUAUGUCUUACGUUGUCCAGACAUCCCAGAAACCGGCAAUUCGUGCUAUAUAUUCCGGCGCUAUUGCCCGCUCAACCGUUCGGCGGCACCCUAAUCAGCAACGCUUCCUACGGAAAGUAGGGCCCCAAAUACAGGUAUUCAAGCUUGCUGGAUACAUGUUUUUUGGCACAAUCGCUUCGGUGGAGGGUAAGAUAAGGAGUCUUUUAGAAGAAAAGAAUUUCCAGGAACAACCUAUUAGAUUCCUAAUCGUCGAUCUUUUACAUGUCAAUGGAAUGGACUUCUCGGCGGCGGAAGCAUUCACUAGAAUGCGGAGGUUGCUCUCAGCCAAGAAUGUGGAGAUGAUAUUAUCUAGCGUUCAAUCCGAGAGUGAAGUUGGUAGGGAACUACGAGCUGUUGGAGUAUGGGGAGAUAACGAUAAGAUCCAAGUCUUCCAAGACCUAAACGCAGCACUCGAGGCCUGUGAAAACGAAUUCCUAACAGCUUUCUACUUUCACAGCGAUGAGCUUGCUACGAGGAAACAUAAUCCCCCGACGCAUCUUGAUGUCCCAAAUCGGAACCCGAGCGAUGUUCAUGGCAUUGAAGCGGCUUAUAGCUCCCCACGGCGAAACCUCCUCAAGCUGGCAGCUGCAUCAACACUCAGAGAAUCGGAAUCGGAAUCCCAACACUCAAAAUGGAAGAAUUUCAAACAGCCGCUCCCACUAAUUUUGCAAACAUUCCAGGAGAUGACGGACAAGCACGAAGAUUUUUGGUUCCGUGCGAUUCCCUUUUUCGUCCGGAGGGAAUAUGCUCAAGGGAGCAUCGUAUUCUCGCGAGGGGACAAAUCUAAGGAAUUCUAUCUCUUGGAAGAAGGCAUGUUCCGAGCCGAAUAUGACCUGGAACAGGGCAAAUACUUCGAAAGCAUUGUCGCUGGGACGACUUGCGGAGAACUUCCCUUCUUCUCUGCAACAAAACGGACUGCCACAGUUACCACGGAAAAGAAGACAGUGGCUUGGGUGUUAAAUAAAAAAUCCUGGGAAUCCAUGCAAAAAAUCCAGCCAGAUAUCGCGAAAGAGCUCUUGGAAAUAUCUUUGAAACUAACGAGCGAGCGCAUGAGCGCAAUCACAAGCUAUGUCCUUACGAGUGCUGGCUGAUGUCUGCUGGUGUGAAUAAUUCAUGAGAAGUGUGCAAUUUGGAUCACAUCUCGAUCUGAACUAGUUUCUCGGGACCUACAGCCGGGGCAAAUGACGAAUGGAUGGGGGGGGGGGCCAAAAUUAGAAUAGAAAAGCAGAUCACGAAGACGUUUUAUUUCCACUCUCGUGCGCCCUCGUGGUUCAAACAUUUUGUAGAUAUUCAGCCUGUCAAUGACAUGUCACUUUUUUUUCACCCAA
Tuber melanosporum (Perigord truffle) is the source of this 3884-nucleotide messenger RNA. RefSeq lists its product as uncharacterized. Gene Ontology annotation, cellular component: membrane. NCBI's taxonomy places the organism in Eukaryota, Fungi, Ascomycota, Pezizomycetes, Pezizales, Tuberaceae. The transcript has 10 exons. The coding region runs from base 372 to 3647 and encodes 1091 amino acids. The record is from RefSeq and is a predicted model, not a curated record.